Molecule: messenger RNA, 723 nt
Organism: Aphis gossypii (cotton aphid)
Lineage: Eukaryota; Metazoa; Arthropoda; Insecta; Hemiptera; Aphididae
Exons: 4
Source: RefSeq, a predicted model, not a curated record
AUGUGGAAAAUGUACACUGACGGCGACGAUCUCUCAAACACUAUUUUACCCGAUUUGAGUGUUGAAAUAAAAUAUGUUCCACCAAAUGAUGUUGGUAAUGAUUCAGGAAUUAUGUUGAGUAACUCAAAUACUCCAGAAUGUUCAACCUCAGUAAACUCAAACCCUAUUAUGCCCGAUUUAAAUGUUGUUUUUGAAAGAUAUAUUGAUGUUAUUGAAAGCGAAAGAAUAUCUCAUGAAAUUGUGAAAAACAAGUUAAAAUGGUAUCAUGGCAUAGGAUUGGGUUGCACUUUUAUUGAUUGUGAAUUUUUAAAAGAGGUUCGUUCAGGGUAUUUUUCUUCGUGGAUAUUUAAGUGUAAAAUGUGUAAUAUGUUGACUAAAAUUGAAUCGGAAAAAAAUGACCUGGGGUGUAUUCCAAUUAAUAAAGCAGUUGUCAGUGGUACAUAUGCGAUAGGAAUAGGACACACUCAAGUGGCCGAAUUUUCAGCAAGUAUGGAUCUUCCAUGUAUGACACACACAACACACAUGAAAAUAGCUGAAACUUUGAGCGAUGAAGUGAAAAAGACUGCUUGGAAUGCAAUGAAACUUGCCGGAAUAGAGGAAAGACGAUUAGCAUUAGAAGCAGGUGACGUAGAUGAAGAUGGUAUACCCAUGUGUCCAGUUAUAGCUGAUGGUCAAUGGAGCAAAUGUAGCUAUCAGCCCAAGUACGACGCAUUUUCAGGAGCG